AGAUGCUGGAGCGCGCGAGCACUGGUCGCCCCACUGCAUUGGAAUUAAUCUUCGCAUCACACCAUCGCUGGCAGCUUCCAUUAUUCCGGGGAAAUAAUAUGUUUCUUGAUACCAUUUGGGACUGACGAGGCGUUCCUCCUCAUCGAAGGUUUAACAUAAAGAUACCCAAUGCUGUCUUUUACCAUGCAGCGGUACUGCAGGGUCAAGUCCAACAUGGAGGAUUUAUGUUAUAAACCUGGAAGUCGCUUCAAACGAAUGUCAUCAGGCAAGCAGAUUGGCCAUUGAAUCAAGGUAGAUUAGGUUGUGCUCUAGGACUGAAGAACAGAGAGAUACAUUUUUUUUUUUUUACCAUGCCUCUACUUUUUCAGCCAUCUAAUGUAUUUUUGCUGCUCAGUACACUCCUGGGCAUGGGCCUGGGUCUGGAGUUCACAGGCUCUGAGGGCCAGUGGGCUCGGUAUCUCCGCUGGGAUGCCAGCACAAGAAGUGACCUCACUUUUCAAUUCAAAACAGCUGUAUCUGAUGCUCUAAUGCUCUACUUUGAUGAUGGCGGUUACUGUGACUUUCUGCUUCUAACUAUCACAGAAGGGAAAAUGAAGCUUCAGUUUAGUGUGGAUUGUGCAGAAACUACGAUAAUCUCAGACAAAAUGGUCAAUGACAGCCGCUGGCACUUUGCCACCAUCAGCAGGCACAACCUGCGAACAGUACUGACUCUGGACGGAGAGUCCAAAGCAGAUGAAGUGCGACCGCAGAGGCAGUUCAUGAAAAUUGUCAGUGACCUUUACCUUGGAGGAGUUCCUCAAGACAUCCGGACCUCAGCUCUAACGUUACCAGCUGUCAGGGAGAUGCCUCUUUUCAAGGGGAUUAUUACUGACUUCGGCUAUGGUAAUCAGGUACCCACACGCCUGGGGAGCCAAAAUGUCCGGCUGGAGAUGGAGGGCAUGUGCACAGAGAACCCCUGUGAAAACGGGGGCAGCUGUGUUUUGGCAGACGGAGAGCCAUACUGUGACUGCUCUAAAACUGGAUAUGUAGGUCGUUACUGUAAUGAAGCGGCCACCAAAAGUCCUGGUUUCGCACACAUGGUGAAGUCUCAACAAGGCAGAAACAAAGCCCGGGAAGAGAAUGUAGCAACAUUUCGAGGCUCUGAAUAUUUCUGCUACGACCUGUCACAGAACCCUAUUCAGAGCAGCAGUGAUGAGAUCACGCUAUCCUUCAAAACCUGGCAGCGCAACGGACUUAUCCUCCACACGGGAAAAUCAGCCGACUAUGUCAACCUAGCGCUAAAGGAUGGAGCUGUUUCAUUGGUCAUUAACCUGGGCUCAGGAGCCUUUGAGGCAAUUGUGGAGCCUGUCAAUGGAAAGUUCAAUGACAAUGCCUGGCAUGACAUCAAAGUGACACGCAAUCUGAGACAGCACUCAGGCAUUGGACACGCUAUGGUGACCAUCUCGGUGGAUGGUAUCCUGACCACCACUGGCUACACUCAGGAGGAUUAUACCAUGCUGGGCUCGGAUGACUUCUUCUAUGUGGGGGGCAGUCCCAGCACUGCUGAUCUGCCUGGAUCUCCAGUCAGCAAUAACUUCAUGGGCUGCUUGAAAGAGGUGGUCUACAAAAACAAUGACAUACGUCUGGAGCUGUCUCGACUGGCCCGAAUUGCAGACCCCAAGAUGAAGCUGCAGGGCGAUGUGGUCUUCAAAUGUGAAAAUGUGCCAACUCUAGACCCCAUCUCCUUUGAGACAGUGGAGUCAUUCCUCAGCCUGCCCAAGUGGAACACCAAACGAGUGGGUUCCAUCUCUUUUGACUUUCGUACUUCUGAACCCAAUGGACUGAUUCUUUACACUCAAGGAAAGCCCCAAGACAAGCGGGAUGCCCGCAGCCAGAAAAGCAACAAGGUGGACUUUUUUGCUGUGGAGCUUUUGGAUGGCAGCUUGUACAUUCUGCUGGAUAUGGGAUCGGGUACAAUAAAGGUAAAAGCUACGCAGAACAAAGUCAACGACGGGGUGUGGCAUCAUGUGGAUAUUCAGCGAGAUGGAAGAUCAGGAAUCAUCUCAGUGAAUAGCCGCAGAACACCCUUUACUGCCACUGGGGAAAAUGAGAUUCUGGACCUGGAAGGGGACCUUUAUCUGGGAGGGCUUCCCGACAACCGGGCUGACCUGGUGCUGCCCACUGAACUGUGGACCGCUAUGCUGAACUAUGGCUAUGUGGGCUGCAUUCGGGAUCUUUUCAUUGAUGGGCGCAGCAAAGACAUCCGACAGAUCGCAGAGGCCCAGAACAGGGCUGGGAUCAAGUCCUCCUGCAGCAAAGUAAGCGGCAAGCAAUGUGACAGCAACCCCUGCAAAAAUAAUGGUGUCUGCAAAGAGGGCUGGAACCGCUUUAUCUGUGACUGCACUGGAACUGGGUACUGGUCCAGAACCUGUGAAAGAGAGGCGUCUAUUCUGAGCUUUGAUGGCAGUAUGUACAUGAAAGUGGUGCUUCCUAAUAUCAUGCACACAGAGGCAGAAGAUGUGUCACUGCGCUUCAUGUCCCAGCAUGCCUUUGGUUUGCUCAUGGCUGCAACUUCCCGCGACUCAGCGGACACACUACGGCUUGAGCUGGACGGAGGCCAACUGAAACUCACUGUCAACUUAGAUUGUGUCAGGAUAAACUGUAAUGCCAGCAAAGGCCCCGAGACUCUGUAUGCUGGCCAAAAGCUGAAUGACAAUGAGUGGCACUCGGUCAGAGUGAUGCGACGUGGUAAAAACUUCAAACUCACAGUGGAUGAUGAUGUUGCUGAAGGUCAGAUGAAUGGCGAUCACACACGGCUGGAGUUUAGUAAUUUGGAAACAGGUAUUCUGACUGAGCGCCGCUUUGCCUCGUCAACGCCGUCCAGCUUCAUUGGCCACCUGCAGGGCCUCAAGUUCAACGGUCUGCUCUACAUCGACAUGUGCAAGAACGGAGACAUCGAGUUCUGUGAGCUCAAUGCUCGCUUUGGCCUGCGCUCUAUUGUGGCAGACCCAGUCACAUUCAAAACCAAGGGCAGCUACUUGGGCCUGGCAACACUGCAGGCCUACAGCACCAUGCACCUCUUCUUCCAGUUCAAAACCACCUCUGCUGAUGGCUUUAUUCUGUUCAACAGUGGAGAUGGCAGUGAUUUUAUUGCUGUGGAGUUGGUUAAAGGGUACAUACACUAUGUUUUUGACCUGGGAAAUGGACCCAGCCUGCUGAAAGGUAACAGUGAUGGUCCUCUUAAUGACAACCAGUGGCAUAGUGUGAUCAUUACACGAGACGCCACCAACACUCACACUCUCAAGGUGGACACCAAAUCGGUCAGCCAAGUGGUCAACGGCGCUAAGAACCUUGAUCUGAAAGGUGAUCUGUUUGUGGCAGGUCUGGGACCCAACAUGUACCACAGCCUGCCCAAACUGGUUGUGUCUCGAGAGGGCUUCCAAGGAUGUCUGGCUUCAGUGGACUUGAACGGCCGGCUCCCAGACCUCAUCAACGACGCAUUGUUCCGCAGUGGCCAGAUUGAACGUGGCUGUGAAGUUGGUUUCACCAAAGCUGACUUGCAAGGGCCCAGCACCACAUGCCAGGAGGACUCUUGUGCCAACUUUGGAGUGUGCAUCCAGCAGUGGGAGAACUUCACUUGUGACUGCUCCAUGACCUCCUAUUCUGGCACAACAUGCAAUGACCCGGGAGCCACAUAUAUCUUUGGAAAAGGUGGUGGAUUAAUUACUUACACAUGGCCCAGCAAUGAACGACCCAGCACAAGAACAGACCGACUGGCUGUAGGCUUCAGUACCACCAUCAAAGAUGGCAUCCUGGUUCGCAUUGAUAGUGCUCCUCGACUGGGUGAUUACAUCAUGCUGCAUAUUGAGGAAGGCCAUGUAAGUGUGACAUUUAACAUUGGUACCGUGGACAUCACUGUCAAAGAGACCACCACAGCAGUGAAUGAUGGGAAGUAUCACUUGAUACGCUUCACUAGGAAUGGAGGAAAUGCUACACUACAGGUUGACAACUGGCCAGUCAAUGAGCAUUUUCCAUCAGGCAACAGUGACAUUGAACGCUUUCAAAUGGCUAAUAAGAAAAUCCCGUUCAAAUAUACCCGGCCGGUCGAAGAUUGGCUACAUGAGAAAGGACGGCAACUCACCAUCUUCAAUACCCAAGCCACGAUCUCAAUAGGUGGAAACGAUCGUAAACGUCCAUUUCAAGGCCAGCUUUCUGGCCUGUACUACAAUGGGCUAAAGGUUCUUAACAUGGCCGCUGAGGGUCAUGCCAACAUAAAGGUGAAUGGCAGCGUGCGGCUGGUGGGAGACGUACCUACCAGUCGGAGCCCUUCCCGGACUACCACCUCCAUGCCCCCUGAGAUGUCCACCACUUUCAUAGAGACCACUACAACCCUGUCCACAACGACAACCCGAAAACAGCGCUCCCCACCCACUAUCCAGACAACAGAUGACAUAGUGUCCUCAGCAGAAUGUUCCAGUGAUGAUGAGGACCUGGAGGAGUGUGACACAGGGCACCCAGGAGGGGAAUUAGUGAUUCCCGUUCUAGUUGAGGACCCCAUAGAUAUCCCUCCAGUUUCCACUCGAUCCCCUUUCAUUCCUCUUCCCCCAACCCUACGCCCUGUUCUCACCAUUAUUGAGACCACCAAAGAGUCCCUGUCCAUUGCCACUGAGGUGGGCGUACCUUGCUUGUCGGACCGAGGCAACGAUGAUUGUGAUGAUGAUGGUGAUGAUGAUGGUGAUGGCUUGGUGAUAUCUGGGUUUGGAUCUGGGGAAACAUACGACUCUAGCCUCCCUCCUACUGAUGAUGAAGAUUUUUACACCACCUUCUCCCUGGUAACAGAUAAGAUCUUGACCACAUCGGCCUAUGAAGGUGGCUACAAAGCUCUCGCACCCAAAUGGGAGACAAAGGACUUUAAGCCUAGUAAGGCUUCUGAGGCAGGCAGGACUACACUCAUACCACGUCUGCCUGACCCUAGAAGCUCAGUAGCAGCAUUUGUUACAUCUGAGGCACCUCCUAAAAUUCCUGCUGGUAAAAUAAACAACCGUGAGGUCAAACCCCAACCAAAUGUAGUGCUGCUCCCUCUGCCCACAUCUUACGACAAUGAUGGCACCAAACCAAGAGGCCCGCUCAACACUCAGCCCAUGCUGCACAAUGUUCCCAGCGCACUGCCCACCAUACCAGGAAUCAGGAGGGUUCCACCUGGUGCCUCGGAAGUUAUACGCGAAUCCAGCAGCACUAUGGGUAUGGUGGUGGGUAUUGUGUCAGCUGCUGCCCUUUGCAUCCUCAUCCUACUCUAUGCUAUGUAUAAGUACAGGAACAGAGAUGAAGGUUCCUACCAAGUGGAUGAGACACGAAAUUACAUUAGCAACUCAGCACAGACUAAUGGCGCAGUAAUUAAGGACAAGCAGCCCAGUACCAAGGGCACCAGUAGCAAGAGAACACGAGAGAAGGACAAGGAAUACUAUGUAUAAAACAAAAUCUGAACAACGGACCCAAAACUGGAGAAUCUUUGCAGUACUACAUUUAAAAAGGAAAUUCUCUAAGAACUCAGAAACAUUGAGUCUGAAAUAAAUUAUAGGCAUUGUAGUUUGAAGCAGACUUUCUGUGGUAAGGGAACGGAGAAUGUUGAUGGCGACAUGGAGGAUCUUGUUUAUUUCUGUCUGGUUAUGGGCCAUAACCAGUGUAAAAUAUGUCAUUGUUACAUUGUUAUCCCCAGAAUGACUUUUUAAAGUACAUGAUCCUUGGCAUAAAAAGUGUCCACUGUAGCCCUGUAUAAUACAGUAAUGAUCAUGAACCAUGUUGGGCAUGCAUGUCAAAUGUGUGUGAUUUAGUGUUGGCGUCUUUGCAAGAGCAGAGCUAGAGAAAGACUUGUUUUGGUGCGAAGGUAAACUGUGAGCACAAUUUGCCAUAAAAGCAGCUCAUUUGUUUUGUUGCAAAUCUAAUCCUGAAGUUUUAAGGAGUGGGUGGUGGAAAUGACACAUUUGAAUAAUUUAUUUCAUUUUUGCAUUUUUUUUUAAUUUUCCAUUUCUUCAUGUCUGAUAACUGAGGACAUUCAAAUAUUCCAUUCAGAUUUCAGUGUGACCUGUGCCAGAGUCACUUAAUAGAUGGGCUUCAUUCACCUUCUUAAAAGCAAUUUUUUUUGAGACAAAAUAAAAAAUGUUCUUUU
Messenger RNA from Pygocentrus nattereri (red-bellied piranha), 6145 nucleotides. RefSeq names its product neurexin 3b (gene nrxn3b). The transcript has 24 exons. The record is from RefSeq and is a predicted model, not a curated record. The coding region runs from base 351 to 5450 and encodes 1699 amino acids. NCBI's taxonomy places the organism in Eukaryota, Metazoa, Chordata, Actinopteri, Characiformes, Serrasalmidae.